CUCGUGCUUUGCCCCCUUUUCUCCCUCUCCUCGCUCACAUUCUCCUCUCUCUCUUUCUCUCUUUCUCUUUCGCGUUUAUACCAUUUCGAUUCGAUCGGAAUAGAAGCGUACGCGGAGCAGUUAGGGUUUUCUCCGCGCGAUCUGGUCUUCUCACUUGAAGUCUGCUGGCUCAUAUCUGAAGAGAAACACUCUUGGGCAAAAUCAUAUAGAGUAUGAAAGUUCACUGUUCUGAGAACUAUUAGUUAUUCUGUGGGAAUAUCGAAAUGGCCAGGAAUAUAGAUGUAAAUGCAGAGCUUGAUUACGCUGUCUUUCAUGUAUCGUCAAACCAAAACAGGUAUGAGUCGGCUGUUCAUAUCAAAGGCAGAAAAGAAAACUUAGUGUCUGGUGCUCUUGAUCAGCUAGCACUUCAUUUACCAGAAGCAAAGGGGUUUUACUCAAAUUCAUCAAGUGGCACCUUUAAACUACAGUUAAGAGAGUCUGUCAAAGGCUCAUCUUGGUUCACGAAAUCCACCCUCUCGAGAUUCUUGCAUAUUGUGAACUCGCCUGAGGUGUUAAAAUCCGCCGGUGCAAUGUUAAGUGAGUGGUCCCAGUUAGAGGAAACUAGAAAGUUUCAUCUCGCUCUGUAUUCUAAGGACCUCUCAAAUCGUUUUGGAAGUGGAUUAACAGGGGACUUUUUGCAAGACAUUGGUUUGGUGCAACAAGUGAAUGUUGAAGCAGUUUCAUCAGAUCCAACAAAGAACGAAUUGCUUCGAGCACUCGAACUUAGAGUCACAGCAUUAAAGGAAGAGAUGCCAGUUUUGUUGAGCGAAGCUGCAUGCUCGGAUUUGUCCACCAAAGAGAUCUCUGAUUUAUGUGCCUUUGCUCAGCAUUUUGGAGCGGUAGACUUGAGGAAUGUCCUGUUCAAGUGUCUAUUCUUGAUCUCAGAUAACCAACCCUCAGAAUGCUCACUUGAGUCAUCACCGGUUUCCCGUAAUUUUGAUGACAAGUGUGGAAAUGCAUCAGAGUCUUUUCAAUCAAAACCUCGGGUUGAAACCCAAAUUCCUGUUAGCAACAGUGUCUCCCCUGCAAAACUUGCCCAAGUUGAGCGCCUGAGCUCAGCAGAGAGCGAGGAGUCGUCCUCUGAAUCAAGUGAUAAAGAUCAAACUGCUGUUGAAAGAAGCCGCCCUCUUAUAAGAUCCGCUUCGCCUCGAAGGUCUGCUUCCCCAAUGCGGCGAAUUCAAAUAGGGAGAUCGGGGUCCCGCAGGUCUACAGCACUUACAAUUAAGAGUCUUAAUUACUUUCCUGCUAGAGAUAAGAAUUUAGGUAACAGAGAUGCUGAUGAAAGCAAAAGCGGUGACGAAGAACCUGAUAACUCAUCAAAGAAACCCGAGACCACAGUAAGGAUCAGCGUGAAAGAUGCAAUUAGUCUUUUUGAAAGCAAGCAGAAAGAUAAUAAAUCUGACAUUAAGAUAAGAAGAGCUUCAGGAGAUGUUGGAGUAAGUGCCAAUAAAUCCGUAUUAAGAAGGUGGAGUGCGGGGAUGGGUGAUUCUUUUACAAAUAGGACAGAGGAAAACGACUCAUGUACCGAUUCCCAAAACACUUCGAUCAAUUUAGUUUCUGAGAAAGAGGAGAAUAAGUCAGUUGAGGUCAGGAUUGAAUCUGACCCCUCACCAGGCAAUUUGAUCCCGCCUGAGGUAGUAAAAUCACAUGAUGAUGCUAAUAACUGUGAUACAUCAUCAGAACUGGAAAGGGUAGCGUUCCCUCCAAUGAGUGUUUCGACAGGGCCAGUGAAGUCCCAGCCUGAGCAGAUUAGUGAUCGAGCAACAGCCUCAGCCGAGUGGAAUCGACAGAAGGAAGCCGAGCUUAAUCAAAUUCUUAUGAAAUUGAUGGAGAGUAAACCUGGAAAGUAUAUGGGCACAGAUACAAAUGCUGUUGGGCUUGAGCCCUCAAAUGAGCAAACGGAGGGCUUUAACAGUCAGAAUAAGGAGAAAAGAGAUGAGAAACUUAGAUCUGUGAAUGUUCGAAAAGGAGCAUUGAAGGAAACCGUGGAGCAGGGAAAAACAAAGAUAGUCUCAAAAGCUGGUGGUAUUGCAGAAAAGCGUACGUCACAGAUUCAUCCUCAAAAACUACGAAGAAACUCGUCUCCACCUGUAUUACCUAAGGAGGUCUCAAAGACUCCGGCAUCUAGAAAAGCUUCACCAAAAUUAUCACCAUCUCCAGCCAAACGUAAUUUAGGAUCAUCAGGACCAUCGCCAAAAGCAAAUAAUGUACAAAUAACUAAAUCAACUUUGGGUGUGACUCCAACUAAUACACCAUCUAGCCGGCGAAGGGCCCAGCCUACACCACCUGCAACUCAACCUAGCCCUAGAACUGAAAGACCUCAAGCGAAAAACAAGAAAGCAACUUUGAAUGAUGUCAAACCAGCUGUUAAAGCCCAAGAAGGAAAGCCAAAAGCAGUUACGAAGACCAAACGAAGUGUGAAGACCAAAAGCUCGCCAGCUUUAGGAGAUGAAACAGGUUCAACACCCAAACCAAGCUUCUACAGUAAGGUCACAAAGAAGAGCAGCGUUGUUCCACUGGAACCCAAACCCUUAUUGAAGAAAAGCACUGGAACUAGUCCUGGCAUUGGUGGUCCUGUUCUAGCAAAAAGCAAAGCUCCUCAACCAGAUGAUUCUUUUGAUGAUUCUGGUAAAGAGAGUGAAAGUCUUAUCCACGCCGAAGAUAAGGAAUCUGCUCCUGUGACACCUGAGCCAACCGCUCAAGUACCGGAGGUUGAUCUUGCUCAAUCAGAAAAUAAUGUUGAAGACGAGCUAGAAAUUUCACCAGGCAAUGACAAAAAUACUGAACAAACAGAGAAUCCCGACCAUAGCUUAACUGCACCAGACACUGGUUCCAGCACUCCAGAAGAACUUCCCAUUGCUGAGAGUCAACCUAAUGAGGAGGACUUGGGCAUCUCAUCAGCUGCCUGGGUUGAAGUAGAGCAUCAGGAAGUUCCUACUGUAUGUGAGAAUGGCAUAACUGUAAAUACGGUCUCUCCGGAGAUUGAACCUAUUUCAUCAUUGAGCCCCCGCAUUCGUCAUUCACUAUCGCAAAUGCUGCAAGCUGAGCUUAGCGAACCAGAUACCCUAGAGUGGGGAAAUGCCCAGAAUCCUCCAGCUUUAGUCUAUCAGAAGGAUUCUCCCAAAGGGUUCAAGAGGCUCCUGAAGUUUGCUAGGAAGAGCAAGGGAGAGCCCACUGUAAGCGGUUGGGCUAGCCCAUCUGUCUUUUCAGAGGGAGAGGAUAAUCUAGAGGAAUGCAAAGGUGCUAAUAAGAAGAAUUUAGAUUUUUUAUCAAGGAAAGUUGGUAAUCAAGCUAAGGGCUUUGGUCAGCAGAAGACCAUGUUAGGAUUAAGCGAAAGUUUUGAUGGCGGGAACUCAACCAAGAAGGCUAUUGAUAGCCGCAGGGCGUCAGCUCAAGCAAAUAGUAGCGGCUCUCAGAAGUUGCAUGAAGGGCACACUUCGCGAACAGCGACCUCAACCAAAGGCAGAUCAUUUUUCUCUCUGUCGACAUUUAGGAGCAGCAAGUCAAAUGAGACGAAGCAUCGAUAGUUAGCCAGUAGCCAACGCUUUUAUUUUUCCAGGUUUUGAUGAUUAAUUCGACUGUAAUGAAUGCUCCCCUCGGUGUGAGGUGUAGAUGUAGGGUUGGCCUAAGGAAAAUGUGUGUCCAGAUGAAAUUUACAUGUUGUAUUUGGGACUGUUUUUUCGUCUUCUUAUUAUUAUUUUUAACAAAGCCUCUGCUUAAUUCGGGUGUGUCUCUUCUGUAAAUGUAAAAUCAUAGCUUUUUGUAAACUGUUUGGCACAUUGGCAUGAUUUUCUGUAAGAGCGGCAUUGACAUGUUUGGAAGUGAUUUGCUCGUGUAAUUGCAUUGGUGCUA
Messenger RNA from Ananas comosus (pineapple), 3891 nucleotides. Its product is annotated as serine/arginine repetitive matrix protein 1-like. The transcript has 11 exons. The record is from RefSeq and is a predicted model, not a curated record. The coding region runs from base 264 to 3566 and encodes 1100 amino acids. Lineage: Eukaryota; Viridiplantae; Streptophyta; Magnoliopsida; Poales; Bromeliaceae.